CCAACCCAGCCUGAAGGGCCAUUUUCGUUCCCCAGCCAGAAGAUCGAAGGAAAAUAAAAAAAUCCAUUUUCGGACGGACAAAUACUGCUGCUAUAAAUAUAUCUUGGGAAUUGGGAAGAUUGUAAUUUAUCCGAAGAGAGCUAGUUACUUGCAUUUUAUCACGAAAUAGCCUGAAGGGCCAAAAGGGUCUGCAGGAUUGAUGGCAGAGAUGGAGAAGAAAGUGGUGGUGGCUGAUCAGAGGAGGGAGAAGGAAGAGGAGGAAAAGGAGAGUUUGAUGGAAAAGGUGGCAGUUUUGGAUUUUGAUAUGCUGUGUGCGACGGUGGCUAUGCAGAGCCAAAAGGGGAAGUGGGAUAAAUUGAAUGCGGGUGAGAAUGGUGAUGAAGAAGAAGAUAUAGUGGUUUAUGGUAAUGGAGGAGGAGUUUUGAGGAUGUGGGAAGGUGAGCUCCUUUACGAUUGCUUUGAUGACCGCCGCAUCGCCCUUCAAUCUGCCUGUUGUCCAUGCUAUAGAUUUGGGAAGAACAUGAGACGAGCUGGUUUUGGUUCUUGUUUUCUUCAGGGAUCUGUUUAUAUGAUUCUUGUUCUGCUUGCGCUUCUCAGUAUGCUCACAUUUCUGGGUACAAAGAGACGCUGCUUUCUUUAUUUGGCUGCUGCUUUUUCUAUUUCAGUGGGAAUAUAUUUGGGAAUUUACCGUACUCAGAUUAGGAAAAAAUUCAAUAUUAGGGAUAGCGAGAGUUCUUUCGAUGAUUGUGUAUACCAUCUCAUUUGCCCAUGUUGCUCCUUGUGCCAGGAAUCUCGAACACUAGAGAUGAAUAAUGUUCAAGAUGGCAUCUGGCAUGGUAGAGGUGAUACAAUAUGCAUAGGAAGCUACUCCGAAGGUGGUGGUAAGGCACUUUUUGAGCGAAAUCCACCUCCUGUUAUGUCAAGACAGUCUCCAGAGCCCCAGUGUAUUUCAAAAGCUACAGAUGAGAGCAGUCAUGUAUGGGCUGCUGAAGUUGGUCAAACUUCUCCCCUGGUUUGACCAGCUGCUGAACAAUUGUAACACUCAGAAUUAGCUAGCUAGCUCAGACAGAAAAUCGAAGCUUCAGAUUAAUGUCGCACAAAAGCGAGGUGGAAGCAUGAGAUUCAUUGCGCUGCUUGGUCUCGAGCGCAGCCUUCUUGUGGAAGAGUGGUGAAAGAUUUUCAGGUGAUUGAGUAGGUAGAUAAAGAUUACAUCCGAACUUUCUGAGAGUGGGGGAAUUCUUCAAGAAAAAGACCCUCAUCUCAUGUGUAUAUAUGGUUUCCACGAAAAUGUUGUAAAAAGAAAAAAUGUAUCUUUAAUUCAUUAUUGAAUAUCAUUAGAUUUCUGGUCGUUGGUCUCGAAAUUGAUCAGCUAAAUGAAGGGUUCUUUGAAUCUAUCCUAUGCAACUCUGUAAC
This is a messenger RNA of Coffea eugenioides, 1413 nucleotides long. RefSeq lists its product as uncharacterized. The record is from RefSeq and is a predicted model, not a curated record. Lineage: Eukaryota; Viridiplantae; Streptophyta; Magnoliopsida; Gentianales; Rubiaceae. The transcript is spliced from 5 exons. Bases 200 to 1018 code for a protein of 272 amino acids.